This is a messenger RNA of Anopheles aquasalis, 1058 nucleotides long. Its product is annotated as serine protease snake-like. NCBI's taxonomy places the organism in Eukaryota, Metazoa, Arthropoda, Insecta, Diptera, Culicidae. The record is from RefSeq and is a predicted model, not a curated record. Gene Ontology annotation, molecular function: serine-type endopeptidase activity. Gene Ontology annotation, biological process: proteolysis.
UUGCAAGAUGAGGCUGGCGCGAUCGCUACUACUACGGCGCACCUUGCUGCUGACGCCUUUGCUCUUGCUGCUCUGCCCCCAUAACACGAUCUUCGGUCAACAAUCCCUAGCACGAAACAAUGAUCGAACAUCACACAUUGUACUGCUGGGAUCGACGGGACCAAAUGGCCGGCGUCAGUUUCGCUGUGGUGGAGCGUACAUUGGCCGUAACGUGAUCGUGGCCGGGGGACACUGUGCAACGGCGAAAAACCAGCCACCACUCGAUACGGUCCGGUUCGGGGCCGGAACCGCCAAUGAGCAGCAUUUUCGCAUCGUCAACCAUACGCUGCACUAUCGCUACAAACCACAGUUCGAGUACCACAACAUGGCCAUCUUCUUUCUCGAUGCUAACCCCGAGGCGAGCAGCCGCGGAAUCCACAAACCGGCCUGCGUGCUGAAGCCACACAUGAAGAGUGGAAAGGUGCAGUUCGUUGGGGAUGGAUCGGCGGAUGGGCGUGGAGCGAACCUGCUGACCACCGAGCUGGACGUGAUGCCGUCCGAGAAGUGUCACGAGUACUACAAUCCGAUUCCCAAGCUACGGUUCGGGGUGCUGCUGUGUUGCUUCUGUGCGAUGAACUCCGCCACUGCCGAGUGCUCGAAUAUGCACAGCUCCCCGUUACAGGUAGUGCUUACACGGAGCGGUAAGAGUGUUCCCUUCCUUAUCGGUCACAAAUCCAUCGGAAGAGCGUGCGGCGUCAAGAGUCCGGCUGUUUUCACCCGUUAUGGAUCGUAUUAUGAAUGGAUGGAAACCAUUACUGAUCUAUCGUUGGAAGCCAAUGAUUGCUUCGCCCGUUAUUAAAUGGACACGGCAGCAACUGGUACGAUCAAAGGGAAUUCAACCAACUGCACGAAUGUUAUUGUCCGCUUCGAAGGCCCUCACAUGUGCUCGUGGCAAUGUUCCGUUGCCGCGAAGAACCUGUUCUUAGCAGCAUCGCCUUUGAGUGUAUCACAUGCCGGAAAUGGAAUACAAUAACAUCCAACAUGAAGUAAAUAAAGCAUGAUCGAAUCUUUAACCACAA